Messenger RNA from Calypte anna (Anna's hummingbird), 1130 nucleotides. RefSeq lists its product as uncharacterized. Bases 202 to 897 code for a protein of 231 amino acids. The record is from RefSeq and is a predicted model, not a curated record. NCBI's taxonomy places the organism in Eukaryota, Metazoa, Chordata, Aves, Apodiformes, Trochilidae. The transcript is spliced from 7 exons.
GGGAGCGGGGCGGGGGCGCUCCGCUCAGCCCCUGCGGCCUCACGGGCGGAGAGGUUUCAGGCUACCUCAGUUUAACCAGCAACCUGCAAGACUAGGGGCGAAACAGGGAGCAGGCAACUUUUCUGUCAUCUUUGCUUGGCACCACAAAUUGUCACAAGGCUGAAAUGACAGUGACAAAAAGUAAGAGCGCACGUGCAAGGCAUGUCUACAGAUAUCUAUGCGAUCUCGUACAUCUGCAGAAGAAGCAGCCAGUCCCUGAUUUGUGCAAGACACAGGGUCACCCAGCGCUAUGGGAAUGCAGCAGCUCUGUGGUUAGCAUCCCAUCAGGCUGGGACAUAUGUUCAUCCUUCCAUGGCUGGGGAGCUGCCUCUGUGGAGCUGCCAAAAGACACGCAAAACUCCACCUAAAAUGGGUUCCCUUUUGGGGAGGAAGAAUUUGUGGAAGGGGCUGGCGUUGGCUGCUGAGAUGGGUUCUGCGCACGCGCACCCAGGCCUGGUGAAGUCAUCAAUCCGGGAGCUGGCAUCCAGACCACGUGAUGCAGCCGUGCUUCCGGAAUCUUGGGGCGUCGAGGGGUUCCUCUCGCCCGGUGUGGAACCGCCGAUGCCAAUUCUACCGCCACUGCCGCUGUUGGCGAAGCCGGCGGGCAGAGCGCGGAACCGCAGCCCGGCGGGCGGGCGCCGGUUGUGGUUACUCUGCCGCGCCGCCCGCCUCCGGGGCGAGGAGAAGGGCGGAAGCGGCGGGAACGAUGCAGCUGUGCCCCAUAGAUUUUAUCAUGUACCCUUGUUGACCCCUUCCUAUGACAUCAUCAGUUUAUGCCUGGUGAGAUCACUGCCCUUUUCCCAGGGCCAGGCUAUGUCGUCCAGGAGAACAGCAGAGGAUCAGGCCUGCGUGGGAUAGAGGAGUGCUGCAGGUUCCCAGGCACUCACUGACCUUGAAGAACAACAAAGAGCUGUAAAUAACUUAGGGAAUUUGCCAUCUGGACAAUGUUAUGUCCUGGUACCUGGUGGGAAUGGGUAGAUAAGGUUUUAUGUUAGCAGGAAGAGCACUUUGAGGUGUAAAUUGUAGAUCAGUCAAUAGAUAUUGGGAUACUAUAUAAAUCUUGAGAGCUACACAAUAAAUUAUUCUCUUUG